AUGUUUGGGAGGUCAUUGGUCGGAACCCAAAUACCAUUUUAUAAUGUGGUCAACUAUGGUGCUCGUGGCGAUGGAAAAUCUGAUGAUUCCCAAGCCUUUUUAAGUGCAUGGAAAGACACAUGUGGAUCAGAAGGCAUACCAACUCUAAUUAUACCAAGAAAUGGAGUAUUCAAGGUGAAGAACAUAAACCUGAGUGGUCCUUGCAGGGCCACAAAAAUUCAUAUUAAGGUUAUUAGUUUUGAACAAUGCAAUGGUCUUAGAGUUCAUUACCUGAGCAUAAUUGAUAGUCCACGAGCUCACGUAACAGUAGAUGGUUGUAACAAUGCUUUCUUCUCUCAUAUCUAUAUUCGUGCUCCUGCUGACAGCCCCAACACUGAUGGCUUUGACAUUUCUGCUUCAAAAUAUAUAACCAUCAAGGAUUCCAUUGUAGCAACUGGUGAUGAUUGUAUUGCCAUCAAUGGUGGCUCCUCCUUCAUCAAUGCUACUGGAAUUGCAUGUGGACCAGGCCAUGGAAUAAGUGUUGGCAGCUUGGGAAGAAACGGGGAGGUUGAUACAGUUGAAGAAGUUUAUGUGAGCAAUUGCAGCUUCACAAACACCCAAAAUGGAGCAAGAAUCAAGACAUGGCAGGGUGGAUCAGGUUUUGCAAGGAAAAUCAUAUUUGAAAAAAUCACAUUAAGAAAUUGUUUCAACCCUAUAAUUAUAAACCAGAACUAUGAAUACGAUGGUUUGGAGGAUAGCGUAGUGAAAGUGAGUGAUGUGACAUUCAGAGGGUUUAAAGGAACAAGUGGAGAUGACAGAACUAUCGACAUGAGUUGUGCCUCAUCAGGUUGUUUCAACAUUGUGUUGGAAGACAUUAACAUUGUCUCUUCUGAACCAGGAAAACCAGCUUCUUGUUCUUGCAAUAAUGCCCAUGGAAUAACUGCAUCUACCACUCCAAAUUGUGAUUGCUUGUUGAAAUGA
Molecule: messenger RNA, 960 nt
Organism: Vigna unguiculata (cowpea)
Lineage: Eukaryota; Viridiplantae; Streptophyta; Magnoliopsida; Fabales; Fabaceae
Product: putative polygalacturonase At3g15720
Biological process (GO): carbohydrate metabolic process
Molecular function (GO): polygalacturonase activity
Source: RefSeq, a predicted model, not a curated record